This is a messenger RNA of Linum tenue, 470 nucleotides long. Lineage: Eukaryota; Viridiplantae; Streptophyta; Magnoliopsida; Malpighiales; Linaceae. The record is from the annotation of a GenBank genome assembly.
CACUCUUCCUAUAAGGUUUCUCAUCUGAGUGUUCCCUUCUUGAAUCCCUUGAGCGCUCCCUCACAUCCGAAUUCCUUCGUGUUUCAGUCCUUCUGGAAUCUUCUGCUCUCAUAUCCAUUCUCUUCCUAUAAGGUCUAUCAACUGACCUUUCUCUUCUUGGACCACUUGAAGGUCCCCUCAUAUCCAUAUUCCUACGGGGUUUCUCAUCCGGAAGUUCACUUCUUGAAUCCCUUGAACGCCCCCUUGUGUCCAAAUUCCUUCGUGUUUCAGUUCUUUUGGAAUAUUCUGCUCUCACAUCCAUACUCUUCCUAUAAGGUCUAUCAUCUGACCUUCCUCUUCUUGGACUCCUUGAAGGUCCCCUCACAUCAUUAUUCCUUACAUCACCUGCUCUCCCCCUCUUGAUUUCAGCAUUUCCACGACCACGGUUCUUAUCCGCUACUUCUUCAUCAUCAUCAUCUUCUUCUUCUUCA